Centruroides sculpturatus (bark scorpion) is the source of this 1595-nucleotide messenger RNA. Its product is annotated as trophoblast glycoprotein-like. Gene Ontology annotation, molecular function: protein binding. Bases 166 to 1371 code for a protein of 401 amino acids. Gene Ontology annotation, cellular component: membrane. The transcript has a single exon. Lineage: Eukaryota; Metazoa; Arthropoda; Arachnida; Scorpiones; Buthidae. The record is from RefSeq and is a predicted model, not a curated record.
CGGUUUUCGCCCACGUUCUCUCUAAACGACCCAGGCAGAUCUGCCAUUAUGUCGACUUUCUGCUACAAAGUUACAUCAAUGUGCAGCUUUUUGGAAUGUUUGAAGCGAAUAUAAACUUAAAACAACUUCAAUUUUGUUUGAAAUCAACACUUGUUCUACUUAAACAUGAACUGGAAGGGUUUAAUCAAAGAAAUAUCGCCUGUUUGGAAUUUCAAGGUAAUUUUAGUGAUAUUUCUGUGGGCUGGUAGUGUAGGCAGGGCCGAGCAUAGAGACAGAUCUCUGUGUCCGGCUAAUUUUCACGGCAACUGUAAAUGUGAUCUUGAUAGAGAGACAAACUAUUAUAUCGUUAACUGCACGGAUACUAAUUUGGAUAAUGCUAAUAUAUUGGAGUAUAUGCCCGUCGACACCGAAGUGCUUAUAUUCACAGGUAACAAUGUUCUAGAUUUACCAUUAUAUAUUUUUGGAAGAGAUGCCAAGUACGAUAAAUUGAAAAUAGUCGAUCUUUCUAAUAAUAAAAUUCAAACUAUCAAAGACAGGACGUUUCACGGUGUCGAUAACGUAGAAAAAUUGAUACUGAACGAUAAUGAUCUUUAUUUAAAUGGAAAAGACAAUCAACCUAAGAUGUUUAGACAUUUUUUGAACUUGGAAGAGCUUCAUCUUAGAAAUACAUUCACCAAAAAAUUUAUUUGGAGUGACCACUACAUGGAAAAUUUAGAGAAAAUUUUCAUGCAAAGCAGACUUAUUAAUUUACGGAUACUUAAUCUGGAAAAGAAUGAAAUCAAUUCUAUUCCAAACAGGAACUUCUUUUGUGAUCUACCUUCUCUUCGGGAGCUGAGAUUGUCGGACAAUCAUCUCACUGAAUUUAAUAUUAAUAUAAAAUGUUUACCUCAUUUGAAUAUUCUUGAUCUUAGUCAUAAUUAUAUUUCAUAUUUAAAUAAUGAAACUUUAACCGAACUCGAAUUAUAUCCACAAUUGAAGAUAAACCUGAGUGAAAAUCCAUUUCGGUGCGAUUGUAAUAUGAUCGAUUUUUUCCAAUGGAUAUCCACAACAGAAGCAAACCUUAUUUCUAAGGAUCUUUAUUACUGUAAGGAUGGUUUUCCACCGCAAAAUAUCGGUCGUCCUCUAUCAAAUCUUACAACAAAUGAUCUGCUUUGUCGCUUUUUCGCACAUGAUUUUUAUACAGAUUUGAAAGCCAUUUAUAUCAUCUUGACUUUAAUCAUCAUAGCAAUGGUGGCUCUGGUAAUUACUAUUAUAGUAUAUAAAAACAAAAGAUUUGUUUACGACGUUGCUCACAGAAUGUCAAUUAAUAUUCGCCGUAAAUUUCAAUAUGAUUCAUUGGAUAAAGUGGAAGAAACUGAAAUGGAAGUUUGAUUUAUAAAAACAUUAAUAUCAUUUAUUCAAAUAUUAUUUACUAAAGUAGUUUAGAAUAUUUAAAAAUGCAUAUUUAUUUAUAUUCUUUACUGUAAAUUUAUAAUUGCAAAAAUAUUUCUAUAGCUAAAGUAGACUACAACUAGAAUAUCUGAUGUUUCAUUAUAUAUUAAAAUAUAUAAACAAAUAAUUAAUAUAUAAUUAUUAAUUGUUUGUUAAGCUUUAUU